Molecule: messenger RNA, 11289 nt
Organism: Porites evermanni
Lineage: Eukaryota; Metazoa; Cnidaria; Anthozoa; Scleractinia; Poritidae
Source: the annotation of a GenBank genome assembly
AUGUCUGAUCACAAAAAAUUCGUGGAGAGGAAUGACGUUGCUGUUACCGAAACGCAACUCCUGAAGGAAAAAAAAAUGAAACACGAGGCGUUAAGACAAGGUGAACAACGGCAUGAUUAUAAGAUACUAACCAGAGAACCAACACGAAGCUUCACACAGAGGGAUUCAAAGCUGCAAAAAGUGACUACCAUUCUCUCGAUGACAUCUCAGAGAAAGUGCAGUGAUGAAAUUGUAGAUACUGGCUCCAUUGUGAAGAGACAAAGCUGCAGAAGAAAUCACUACAACGCCAAAGAAUCGAGAAACCACCAUCAUAAGAGAUCGGCGCGAAUUUCGACGACUGAUUCCAUGGCAUUCGGUGAUGAAUCUUAUCUGGUAAUUCAGGGGAAAUCGUUCUUAUGUGGAAAGGAAAGAGAACAAACCCCUCCAUCUUCAUCUAAUGAACCAAACGAUGUAAGGCGGAUUAUACCGGGAAUUCUUGAUAGCCCCAAAAAAUCGACACAAGAUACGCUGCCCGUUAUAUCAGGGCCAUUUUUCCGACCUUGGUCCAAAGAAAAGAGGGAAAGGAAGAAACUUAACAGCGACCCAGAAGAACGGCAGACGUCAAAGCGCGAAAUUUUUAAUUUGCAAGAAAUACUAGCCGAGGUUGAAGAAAUCUGGCAAGCUAACAUCGAAAGUCACACCGGUGAAGAGUUUAUUCCUUUAGUAAUGCAAUGCAAAGUUUUUGAUGCAACGCUACAGGGGAUGGGGCUGCCAAGCAACGAGGGCAGAGAAAACCCUUACAAUUUUAAAGAGUCUGAUGAAGAGUGUGAAUCAACCAUAACAGUCAACCCUUACCAUAAUGAACAGUUUUUAAGUAAGAAAUCUCUAAGGAAAAGAGUAAUGUCAUACUAUGACCAUGGGGGUCUUAUUGGGCCUUUUGAAUCAAUCUUUGGCGAAAACUUUAAUCGAAAACGUCCCGGAAACAAAAUCCAAUUUAUGCGCUCGUUUUCGGAGACAAAGUCGGGAACUUUUCCAUACGCUGUUCCACAUUUUCGACUUCCAUUACUCCCCUCUUCAAGAAACGAACUAGUAAGAAUAGCUAAAGUGCUAACAAGGUGUAAAUUAUUACCAUGGCAACUUCAAGAUAUGCAGAACCAGAGCUCAAAGGCAAAAGAACGCUUUGCCAGAAAACCAAAGAACAGGGAAGAUGUAAAGGGCGGCAUCAGUUUCUCAGAGCGAAGCUGUCGCAAAACGGAGCUUCAGGUUUUUAUACCAGCGAGUGAGUGACUUUUUGGAUCAGAUUUACACUGUUAAUUAAUGGUAAUAGUUUAUGAAAAGAAGGCUUCUUUUUGUUGAUAUAAGACACUUCAGAUAUAAUGAACUUGUGUCUGGCAAAAUUUUGCUCGUUAGCAUUGUCGUUAAACAUUUAUAGUACAGGUCCAACCGUACGUACCUUCAAUGAAAGUUACUGACACUAUAUGAACCAGGGGUGUAAAAGUAAAACUCAUGGUCGAUAAGUCUGGAACUUCUUUAGGAUGUAAAGGAAACGUCUUUCAGGUUUUGUUAGCCAGUGUUCUCUUUUAACUGAACCUCAGUUAUAACCACAAAGCUGCUUAUUCUCCGAAAAAGACGGAACAGUUCCUUAACCGUAGAGCUGGAAAUUACAGACUGAGGCCUCAUACUUGCACUGAGUUUUGGUGUUUCAACAAUUUUAGGGUAACAUACCAUCAAAUUCGGACAAAUUUAUGGUCCCGGGGUUCCCUGUAAGAGAGCGUAUUGCUCUAAAACUGGCGAAUAACCUUAUAUAAAAAUAUAAAAUCAAAUAAAAAAUCAAAAGUGUGAUAUUCGCUAUGAUAUAUACUAGCCAUGGUGACCAGUGACUUUACAAGAAUUGAUGUGGGUUCGCAUUCUAGACUGAACCUCUUCUCCUCUUUUUAAGUGGCUUUCCUGUCUAGUAUGUAGUUAAUUAACUGAGGGAGUCUAUCUUUAAGGCUGAAGUUUAUGCAAGCUGGUCAAUCAAAUCGUUAUUGUAAUUUUUAAAAUUACAAUAAUAACAAUAAUCUUUCACUGAAUUACUAAUCAAUACUGAAAUGAUUCGUUUACUCGUCAAGAGUCAACUUUUCACUUUUUUCUUGCCCGCGGCACAACGUGCACUUGCCGGCCAUUAGACAGCAUUGCUAUCGUCUUGGUUGCUGAGAAGAGGGCGCUUUUUCGAAGGGAUAAAUCAAGCGAGAAGUACCACUGUUCAGCGCGAUAAUUCAAUAACUCACCCAAUUUCCACUCAGUGUAAUGCGUUAGUGAUGUACUGAUUUCCAUUUCCGAUCAUUAACACCGGCAAGGCAAAGGUAUUUUGCAGAACACCGAAUGGUCGCCUAGCGCCGAAUGACUUGUUUAGUGAUUAGCGUUACUAGUAAACUAAGUGAAUCUGUUGCUCAUCACCAUACUACCUCACUUCCGCUCAUUGCAGUACCGUAUAUUUCUGUAUAAAAUUUCGUGGUAGCUCCUAAUAAACCUGAGGAAGACUGGUAUUGGCCAUUUUAAAGAGUCUGAUGAAGAGUGUGAAUCAACCAUAACAGUCAACCCUUACCAUAAUGAACAGUUUUUAAGUAAGAAAUCUCUAAGGAAAAGAGUAAUGUCAUACUAUGACCAUGGGGGUCUUAUUGAGCCUUCUGAAUCAAUCUUUGGCGAAAGCUUUAAUCGAAAACGUCCCGGAAACAAAAUCCAAUUUAUGCGCUCGUUUUCGGAGACAAAGUCGGGAAUUUUUCCAUACGCUGUUCCACAUUUUCGACUUCCAUUACUCCCCUCUUCAAGAAACGAACUAGUAAGAAUAGCUAAAGUGCUAACAAGGUGUAAAUUAUUACCAUGGCAAUUUCAAGAUAUGCAGAACCAGAGCUCAAAGGCAAAAGAACGCUUUGCCAGAAAACCAAAGAACAGGGAAGAUGUAAAGGGCGGCAUCAGUUUCUCAGAGGGAAGCUGCCGCAAAACGGAGCUUCAGGUUUUUAUACCAGCGAGUGAGUGACUUUUUGGAUCAGAUUUACACUGUGAAUUAAUGGUAAUAGUUUAUGAAAAGAAGGCUUCUUUUUGUUGAUAUAAGGUACUUCAGAUAUAAUCAACUUGUGUCUGGCAAAAUUUUGCUCGUUAGCAUUGUCGUUGAACAUUUAUAGUACAAGUCCAACCGUACGUACCUUCAAUGAAAAUUACUGACACUAUAUGAACCAGGGGUGUAAAAGUAAAACUCAUGAUCGAUAAGUCUGGAACUUCUUUGGGAUGUAAAGGAAACGUCUUUCAGGUUUUGUUAGCCUGUGUUCUCUUUUAACUGAACCUCAGUUACAACCACAAAGCUGCUUAUUCUCCGAAAAAGACGGAAGAGUUCCUUAACCGUAGAGCUGGAAAUUACAGACUGAGGCCUCAUAGUUGCACUGAGUUUUGGUGUUUCAACAAUUUUAGGGUGACACACCAUCAAAUUCGUACAAAUUUAUGGUCCCGAGGUUCCCUGUAAGAGAGCGUAUUGCUCUAAAACUGGCGAAUAACCUUAUAUAAAAAUAUAAAAUCAAAUAAAAAAUCAAAAGUGUGAUAUUUGCUAUGAUAUAUACUAGCCAUGGUGACCAGUGACCUUACAAGAAUUGAUGUGGGUUCGCAUUCUAGACUAAACCUCUUCCCCUCUUUUUAAGUGGCUUUCCUGUCUUGUAUGUAGUUAAUUAACUGACAGAGGGAGUCUAUCUUUAAGGCUGAAGUUUAUGCAAGCUGGUCAAUCAAAUUUUUAUUGUAAUUUUUAAAAUUACAAUAAUGACAAUAAUCUUUCACUGAAUUACUCAUCAAUAAAUGAUUCGUUUACUCGUCAAGAGUCAACUUUUCACUUUUUUCAUGCCCGUGGCACAACGUGCACUUGCCGGCCAUUAGACACCAUUGCUAUCGUCUUGGUUGCUGAGAAGAGGGCGCUUUUUCGAAGGGAUAAAUCAAGCGAGAAGUACCACUGUUCAGCGCGAUAAUUCAAAUUACUCACCCAAUUUCCACUCAGUGUAAUGUGUUAGUGAUGUACUGAUUUCCAUUUCCGAUCAUUAACACCGGCAAGGCAAAGGUAUUUUGCAGAACACCGAAUGGUCGCCUAGCGCCAAAUGACUUGUUUAGUGGUUAGUGUUACUAGUAAACUAAGUGAAUCUGUUGCUCAUCACCAUACUACCUCACUUCCGCUCAUUGCAGUACCGUAUAUUUCUGUAUAAAAUUUCGUGGUAGCUCCUAAUAAACCUGAGGAAGACUGGUAUUGGCCAGUCGAUGUAUCGUAGCUUAUGGUGGCCCACAACUGUCACGGCAAAAACAAAAACCUCACGGCAAAAACAAAAUAUCUCACGGGAAAAAUAAAUUAUCUCACGGCAAAACCAAAAACAUAUACAAAGACCCUCGCCAAGAUUCAGGUCAGGGAAAUAUUUCCUAUACGAGCUGUUUUACCCAAACUUAUAGAGAUUUGUAUGGAGACGCCAUGCUGGUGCUCACCUGGAUGAGCUUCAUGGCGGACGGAAACCAGCAGAAACAUCUGUUACCUAGUUUUGCUACAAAAGCGUGAAUUUAUUCUUCGAGAAACUCAUAAACAUUAAAGUAAUAAUUUUUCUAAUACAUGAACUGUUUAUUAAUUAGAUAGCAAAAUUUCCUGAAAUAAGUCAUUUUUUUCUAUCUUGGCCGUCAUGUAAAUGCCGCGUCACGCAAAAGCUUAGAAAUUCAAGCGUACUAUCACAGAACCGAGAACCCUUUUAAAGCGAAAAUUUGUAUGAAGAUUAGUUUUCAGCUGCUCUAAUGCAUCGUGAAAGCAAAAACUCGGUAGGAUCGAUAGUUUUUUAGUAUGAAUUUUUAGUGACAAUAUGUGAAAAUAAAAUUUGGGAUCACUUGUUCUCCAUUUCCGCGUACCUUAAGCGCGUGGCUUCUCGCGAUAACCAUCUCCCAAAUGGGGGAGCUUGCUCGCAGGUAAAAUGAAUUAAAGAGUAACCCCGUUAUUUAGCCAUUUAUCUGGCCACCAUGAACUACCAUGGCCGCCGCAAAUAGGCUUUUCGAUCUGUCCCUGUUCUUCAUUACUUUAGGAACCAGCAAAAUCAGAAUCAGGAGCUCGUAGUACAGUGGGCCAUUCUGUUGUUAUGAUAGUUACAUUUUUUUUCAUGCAAAUAAAACCAAUUUUCAGAAAAAGGUUUUGUACUUGGCCUCGCUUUGAAAUUGAGGGUUUUUGGAACUUUCUUCCCCAGCGGUUCCACCAAAUUGCGGUAAGCUGGACACCACUUUACAUAUUAUACUCGUCCCAGACCUUUUCGAAAAAAAGGAAAUCUUGUCGCCAUACUCGUAAUGACAUUUUACAAAUGGAAGGCUUGAUCAAAUGUGCUUCGUGUGCACAAAUGGCUGUUAUAAGUUGAUAAAGGAUCAAAAGCACGAUCAUUGGGAAGAACGAAUGAAUGUUGUUUACAAGAGUGGCUUCGCUUUCCUGGAGAAUGAUCGUGAACAAAUGGAUGGUGGUAGGAUUUCUACUCGCGCUGUUGAUUCUUGAAUUCCAGAUUCUGCGUUCAAGGCCUUUUACACAACAAAUUCAUGAAAACGGUAGGAUUUCAGAUUUAAGGUGAAAUUUAUUGUAUGACUAGCUCCAAGGAAAAGUCUAGUCUAGUGAAAAAAUGUUAAUGUUAACAUAAUGAUUAUGCAUGCCGAAGUACAUAUGCGAGUCGUAUGCUAAAAAUGUUUUUGUCAUCGGGUGUGCGGAAUGCUCUUUAUAUGACUACAAUUUAAUUCGCGUAUUAGAACUUCGUAAGCUCGUAAUAAAAGAUAUUUCUCUGCAAUAUAGGGUCAAAAAUAGGGCAAGAACGCUUCACACUAAAUUAUUAUUGCCAUCCAGUCUCCUAGUAAGACGCUUAAGUCAAUUAUAAACCUGGAUUUCAGAAAACAAGUCUCUUCGAAUAUUAUGAUUACUGGGUAGAUAUUAAGUUUCAACAUCGCCGGUAUGUUCUUUAUCCAGUUUGCUUGUGGCUUGAUUUCCCUUCACGCAAGAAUUUUGAAUUGUUAUCAUUUUUGUAAAGUCUAGAGACACUUAUUGUUGAAACUUUAUGGUUGUUGUGCUCCUUUUUAGUCCUAUAUGAGAUUUAUUGCCUUGAAACACCUUGAUGAAAUUUUUCAUGCAAAUCUUUUGUAAAUUUCUUUGCCCUGUUGGAAAGCAAAGUGCAUGAGACAUCAUCUAGUCUGAUGUACCAAUUGCAUUUUUUGGAAUAAAAAAGUUGUUCCAACAUUGCUGACAAUGGUGUAAUUAAAAUAUGAUCUGGGUUAUUUAAAAUAGAGGCCUGUAAUUAUUAUAUUUACAUUUAUUUAAUAUGUAACGGCAACUGAAAAAAAAGGUGAGUUUUCCUUCCCUUGCAUGUAGCAAGUGGCUGAAUUACUAAGGGAUCAGAGAGGUGAGAUGAGGCAAAAGCGUGUUAGCGUUGUCCGUGAUAUCCUCAUAGUCUUUUGUUCUAUUUCAGAGCUCGGUUCUUUACCAGUUGAGGCUGUAAGAGCAAUAUCAAGUAACAUUCAUAAGGUACUUAUCCUAAUAUAUUGUAAACUUUAUGUCAGCUUUCUAUUAUUUACUAUAUCUAAUUUUAUACCUUUUUCAUUUUUAGAGGAUAUUCUUUGAUAAUGCUGUGUUCCAAGUAGUGAGCCAAUAAUUAUAAAUGAAUAAAUAAAUAAAUAAGUAAGUAAAUAAAUAAAUAACAAAUAAAUAAAAAAAUUAAGGUUGGAAGUCACUCAGGAAGUUAAACCUUGACAUGAUCCUAAACGUAAUUCUUGAAACUUGAAAAUGUUAUUUUGAAAGUUAAAUGUAUGUGUCAAGUUUUCGAUCAUGUUGCUCAAGAUGGAAAAAAAUAUGACAUGAACAGACAACUAUAGCAAUCAUUAAUCUUGAAUAAUAAUACUCCAAUUUAAUUUUUGCAUAUAAUCACCUUUUUAAUCUGUAUUUUCUAAUACCGUCAGCUUCCUUUAAGGAGGGAUACAAUCUUGAACAGUGGAAGUAAAGAUGAUGACCUUGUGAUAUUCUACAACAGAGUUCCGAAGACUGGAAGUACCUCUUUCAUGGGAGUUGUGUAUGAUCUUUGCUCCAAAAAUAAAUUCUAUGCUCUUCACUUAAAUGUGAGUCGAAAUGCUCACGUUAUCUCUCUUCCUGACCAAAUGCGGUUUGCAAGAAAUAUUACUACAUGGAAGGAGAAGAUGCCAGCAGUUUAUCAUGGUCAUCUUGCCUACGUUGAGUUUGAGAGACUUGGUGUGUAUAAGAGACCAUUGUAUAUAAACAUUGUGAGAAGACCUCUUGACAGACUUGUGUCGUACUAUUAUUUCUUGAGAUUUGGUGAUACUUUUAGACCAUAUCUUCGAAGGAUGAAGCAAGGAGACAAAGAGGUAAUAAAAAACCUUUGUUGAUCAUACUAAAUAGUAAAAUUUAAUGUUUCAUCUUAAUAAGUGAACUUUAUGUUUAACAAUUACUAUACAUCUUAGGCCCCACUCAGGCACUGAUCUUUUCAUGAGCCGACCAAAUUUGAAUUUGGGCCGACCUAUUUUAUUUAGACCGGCUGAAUUGAUUCAGACAGCGAUCUUAAAUGAACUAAAUUCAAAGGGAGAAAGAUGCUCAAUUCGGUCAAUUUGCUUGCAAAAUAUGUUAUAAUAAUAUAUGCAUUAGGUUCAGCACAUGAAAAGUUCAGCGUUUGAAUCAAUGGUUGAGCCAUUCCAAACUGAAAUACGUGAAGGCAUUCCAAAUUGAUUCAGACACCAAAAUUUUCAUGUACCUGAUUCAAUGUAUUAAGUUUGGAAGUCUGUUUUCUCCAAUAUUUUACUUUAACAUAGAAAAAAAUCUAGGCCUAACAUAGUGAGUAUUGAUAAGAGCAGAUUAACGGCCUGUUUACAUGGAGGUGGGGGACCCCAGGCAGUUGAGGGGACCCACUUAGGGUGGGAUAACCCACCUGUCCAUACAAUCUCUCAUAUGGUCACCCCCCCCCCCCCUAUCAUGUAAAGGUGAUAAAAUCAAAAUAACAGAUUAUAUGGACAUGUGGGUUACCCUACCUAAGCGGGCUACCUCACCUGCCUGGGGUCCGCCACCUCCCUGUAAACAGGCCCUAAGGGUUGUAAGCAAAAGAAUGUGUGGAUACUAGGCUCUAAAAGACUCUUGAUCCAACAUACAUUCUUUUUCAAUCCAACAGAAGACAAUUUGAAGCAGUGUUUAUUGGAAGUGGUCAAAUAGGGAAUUUUUGGGGUCCUUUUAAGUAUUCCUUCUUUGUCAAAACUUACAUUGCUGUAUUAAAAACAAAGUAUAUUUAGGAAUUCUUAAAGUAUUAAUCCUUGAGAUUCAUCUUGAAAUUUAGUUUAAUAUCAGGUUAAAGGAGGGCUGCGAAGAGGGUAUUCAUUUUUCUGUGACACAAAAUAGAAAGCCAGAUGGGGGUGGGGAGGGGGGGGGGUGGUGGUUAAAAGAAGAACAAUGAUGUCUUAAGAGUUAUCAUGAAAACAAUUGAGAGAUUAAUAUUAUUUUUUCAGAAUUUUGAUGAGUGUGUAGAACGAGGCCACCCAGAUUGCAAACCUGAGAAACUGUGGCUUCAAAUUCCAUUCUUUUGUGGUCAUGCACCUCAGUGCUGGUGAGUUUGUUGUGUUACUGUGAAUCAGAAUCUACAGUUGAACUUCAUUUGAUAAAAACCUCUUUACAAUGUAAAGCUCUGAUGUCAGUAAAGAUACUAUAAACAUAUAACUAGAGUACCAGUUAUCAUCACCAUCAUCAUCAUCAUCAUCAUACGUCGUCGUCGCCGCCGCCGUCGUCAUCAUCAGUAUCAUCGUCAUCAUCAUCAACAUUAUCAUCAUCAUCACCAUGAGAUCAUAUCUUGAAAUGUCAUUUUCCUUGAGUGAACAGUGCCACUUGUUUUCCAAAGAAGAAGGGAUUGAGUGAUCUCGCCCUUUGCUCGUUAGCAGUGACCGGCAAAUUGAAUACGGCACUUUGUCAGCUUUUGGGAUAAUGGUGGUAGUUUGCCGCAAAUCUGCUUACGCGUCGCGUGCUAUUUCGGACACUUCGGAGUAAGUUAGAAUAUGAUAGCUGAUAAGAUAAUAUUCAAUUAAAAUAUCAAAAAGUCAGUGAAAAGUGUCAAGUGUCACGCAUCCCUGACGGGUUUUCCGUUCAAUAUUCAUUUAAUAAGUCUUAAGUAUAUACUUUGUCAAAGCUCUGCAAGGUCCACGGUUUACAAGCUGGGAUUUAGUCAAUGAAUUGUUUUCAUUCUUUUUUCAGGUCUCCAGGAAACAAAUGGGCAUUAGAUCAAGCAAAAAGAAAUCUUGUGGAAAAAUACCUCCUAGUAGGAACCACUGAGGAAAUUGGUGAUUUUGUCGCCAUUUUGGAAGCAACUAUUCCAAGAAUCUUUAAAGGAGCCACAAAAUUAUUCAAUGAAGGUAAUUUGGGUUAAUAAGUUCUGUGCGAGUAUUCUUGUGACAUUUAACCUUUUCCUGACAGCUAGUCAUUUUUUUCUGAUAAGUGCCCGAACAAAAACCCUUUGCCUCAGUGCUAGGCUACAAAAUUCUGUUCCUUUUUUUGACUCGUGGGUACGCGCGAGCGUAUUACGAGUUAUUGCAGGGACAGGGAUAUGCAAAUGAGUCACUCGCUCAUUCGUAGUAGACGGACUUCGUAAUUAAUCGGGUCCGAACUCGAGAGUGCGAAGAUCUGUCGUUUCCGAAGAAGCACGCGCUCGCCGAAGUUCGAUGGGAUCAAAUUCCUCGCUGAGAGCGCGCAUCGUGCGCUGCUAACAGUUUUCUUUGUGGCAAAUUUUCUGCAGUACGGUUAGAGGUCUUUUAAAGAACCUGUAUGAGCCGAAAAUGGAUGUGAUUUUGUCCUUUAGCUUCAAAAUAUGAAACAGCGGAAAUUGCGAUAAAGAAACAUAUGUUUUGCGUCCUACUUCGCAGACGAGUUGUAUCGGCUUUGUAUGGCAUAUGUUCUUUCAUUGCCAUGAAAUGCGCAUACAUUUUUGCUGCCAAUAGCUUGGUUUAUACGACUCGAUCAUCUUUAAACGGCGUUUGCCGGCAGAAGUUCCAUGGAAAGGGCAUUUUCGCCAAGUGUACACAAUCAGCCUUAGUUGUGAAGUGGUAAGGUGAAGUCGCGUCGAGCCGAAGUUCCUGCUCAGUACCUUUUUUUUUCCUUUUUUUGGUUUGUUUGCUUUUUUGUUUUGUUGUUUUUCUAUAAAUAUAUACCUAAAUAAUUGUUAUUUAAUAAAGUGCAAGAAACAGGAAGAAAAGUAUUGUGUUUCCAGAGCAAUGAGUAUAUUUAUGCAUAAACAAUCUCAAGAGCCAUAAUAGGGGAUUAUGGCUCUUGACAAUAUAAAUUUCUAUCAUUUCCUACAAUUUACUGUGGGAAAACCAGAGUUGAUAACCAUUUGAUUAUUUUCUAAACAACGCACUCACGGGUUGACAAAAGUCUCCCUUUGAUUUAUUUUCUUGAACCUGCGAAAUCCCGCUCUGCAGACAGGCUCUACACCAACUGGAGUAACUCUGCUGCUGUCGAAAAGAUAUGCUUACUUAUAUUAUAUUUUAUACUUAUUUUCAUAACAGGUGGAAAGUCACAUCUCAGGAAGACAACCUCAAAGAAACCAUUAGAACAGUCUACAAUACAAUACUUCGAACAGUCUAAAAUAUGGAAAAUGGAAAAUGAAUUCUACGAAUUUGCGAAUAAGGUUUUUCAAACUGCAAAAAAGAGAGCAUUGACGUCCAAGUCAGGAUUACCUGAAGCAACAGGAAAACAGUUCUUUUAUGAAAAAAUAAGACCAAAAGAACCGUCAUAAAUGAAGAUACCAUAAAACUGUAGAAUUUUAAUAUAUAAUAAUUUUAUGCUUAACGACAUAAUUAGUGUUUCGUAAGUAAUGAAGUGACAUCAAUCUAAGAGGACAUAAUAGGUAUCAACAGACUAGAAGUUUACCUGUCAGUAACCACCCUCACGGCAAAAAGCAUUUUAUCUCUUGGACAGACACUGGUGGUUCGAACACUAGGUGCCCGGGCCCCUUUUUUAGAAGGUCAAAGGACUAAACAUUGCGCAUCAACUUCGUAUGUACAGACAUAAACUGUCAAGUUUGAAUUCAUUUCCAAUCUCAUUUCCUUCGACACUUAAGCGCAAUGAAUGACAUCUUUUGCUUCGUAGUUAUAGAAAAAUGGACAAGAAAAUGCCGAAGAAACGUGAUCCCCCCUUAGAACGAACCAGUUUCUUUGACACUUUGUUAUAUGGGGAAUCCACUGGACGUUUGCUCGUUUUCCUCUAGUCUGCCGAAGCCCUGUGUUGAACAUUCAUACCAACAGUAUAUUGACCGGAGCUCG